AUGGCACCUUAUGAAGCUUUAUAUGGAAGGAAGUGCAGAUCACCAAUUGGUUGGUUUGAAGUAGGCAAAACUGCUUUAUUUGGACCAUACCUUGUUCUUCAAGCUAUGGAAAAAGUUAAGGUGAUACAACAACGGCUAGCAACAGCUCAAAGUCGAUACAAAUCUUAUGCAGAUGAACUUUCAGCAGUUCAUCCGGUGUUUCAUGUCUUAAUGCUUCGGAAGUGCGUAGGUGACCUAUCCUAUAUCAUUCCUAUUGAAGAUGUACAAGUUACAGGGGGUCUCACCUAUGAAGAAGUAACUAUUGCUAUUCUAGAUCGUCAAGUUAAAAGGCUAAGGAAUAAAGAAAUGAAUUCAGUAAAGGUGCUUUGGAGGAACCAACAAGUGGAAAAAGUAACGUGGGAAGCUGAGGAAGCGAUGAAAUCCAAGUACCCUUAUUUAUUUGAACCUAAAGGGGAAGUCCAAGGUGCAGAACGGGGGCAUUAA
Messenger RNA from Solanum stenotomum, 483 nucleotides. RefSeq lists its product as uncharacterized. The record is from RefSeq and is a predicted model, not a curated record. NCBI's taxonomy places the organism in Eukaryota, Viridiplantae, Streptophyta, Magnoliopsida, Solanales, Solanaceae. Bases 1 to 483 code for a protein of 160 amino acids. The transcript is spliced from 2 exons.